This is a messenger RNA of Musca domestica (house fly), 1861 nucleotides long. RefSeq lists its product as uncharacterized. The transcript is spliced from 3 exons. The record is from RefSeq and is a predicted model, not a curated record. Bases 254 to 1861 code for a protein of 535 amino acids. NCBI's taxonomy places the organism in Eukaryota, Metazoa, Arthropoda, Insecta, Diptera, Muscidae.
UUUACCACAGACGAUGAUAGUGAAAUUCUAUCGUAGGUUUAAGUAAAACUUGACACUUUUAUAGAUGUUUUACAUAUCUCCCUGAAGAUGCAAUGUAACCCAUUGCGAAAUAUCGGAUUUUAAUAAAGAAAAAAACCAAGACCUAAAGCUCAAAGAAAUAUUUAUUUAUUGAAAUUACAUUGGAAAAGGUCGAUUAAAAAAACAAACUUGAAUUAUACAUAACACGGAGAGCACGCCGGAAAACAACAACAAAAUGAUUUACAAAAAUAUUAAAAGCAAAGGUAACAUCAAACACAGCAUAAACAAACACAAGAACACAAAAGUUAAAGCGGAAAAAAUCAAAUGUUCACUAACAUUUCUGAUAAGAUGUCGCAAUCAUGGUGUCAUACCAAACUUUAUAAAAAAUGCUCUAAAAAACAUUUACAAACUGUUUAAAAAUUCAUACAGAUUGGACAUUCACAAAACUUUAAGAGGACAUAUUGACACAUUUCAAAACAAAAUUCUCAGCCUAAUCAUAAAACAAAAGCACUUAGAACUAAAAAACAACAACAAAGAAAUACUCACAAUAGAAAAACAUUUAAACAACCAUUUAACAGAAGAAGAGAAGAAUUGCAUUACGCUCAAUGAACAAAAUAUAACAUCAAAUAUACAAAACAAAAUCAAGAACACACAGAAAGAGAAAUUUGAUAAACUAAAAAAACAACAAAUGAUAGACCUUAACAUAAAACAUAAUGAAAAAUGGUUCGUCAACAAAACAGAAACCCAAAUUCCACAAGAUGUAAAGUGGCUUCUAUCUCUUGGUGACAAAUUCGGUCUACCAACAAAAAAAUCACAGUUCCCGUUAUUUAAGCUCAUAGCAGACGGGGAUGAUGUUAUUCAAACAUGGAAGGACAAAGAGAAACAAGAAGUUAUGAGAACGAAGUUUACGACAAUGAUUGACUCACACAUCAAUAAGAUGAGAGAAGACGGGAGAGAUAAGUUUAUAAAUAACACAGUGGAACACACUCGAGCUUUUUUGAAUAAAAACAAAAAUAUUUUAAUAUUAAAUGCUGAUAAAGGGAAUGUUACAGUUGCAAUGAAUAAAAAUGACUACAGACAAAGAAUGAAUAAUAUAAUAAAUGACAUUAUGAUAUAUCAACGUAUAAAUAAGGACCCUACAACACAUUUAAUAAAAAGAAAUAAUGAACUGGUAGAUGAACUGUUUAAAAACAAUAUAAUUUCAGUUUUAGAAAAGAAAAGACUGAAAACGGACGUGGCCACAGCUCCUAGAUUAUACGGACUUCCUAAAAUCCACAAGGAAGAUUACCCUUUGCGUCCAAUUUGCUCUUCAGUCAAUUCUCCAUCAAUUAAACUCUGCAGAUAUAUCGUCAACAUUUUGAAAAAUCUUACCAGCAAUUCCAGAUACAAUGUCAAAGACUCUAUAGCUUUUAAGGAUAAACUACAGAAGGUCACCAUCAAAAAAACGGAAAGAAUGGUGUCCUUUGAUGUUGUUUCCCUGUUUCCUAGCAUUCCCGUAGACUUAGGAAUUCGUUUAAUAGAAGAUAGAUGGGACGAAAUAAAAGAAUAUACAAAUAUGACAAAGGGCUUAUUUUUCAAUAUUCUUACUUUCUGCAUCAAGGACAACCGCUAUUUCAAAUUUGACGACAAAGUGUACAAACAAAAGAGAGGACUUCCAAUGGGUUCGCCGGCUUCUCCGAUUGCAGCCGAUUUGGUGAUGGAGAAAUUACUUGACACCUGUUUGGAAAAACUUACAACAAAACCGACGAUUGUGACGAAAUCAACGCUCACCAACACACCGCCCAUUGGAGAUUCACCACACCUCGCACACAAUCAAGGGAAUAAUUUAAAAUUGGGUGUUUAG